This is a messenger RNA of Teleopsis dalmanni, 2523 nucleotides long. Its product is annotated as proton channel OtopLc. Bases 151 to 2457 code for a protein of 768 amino acids. NCBI's taxonomy places the organism in Eukaryota, Metazoa, Arthropoda, Insecta, Diptera, Diopsidae. The transcript has 6 exons. Gene Ontology annotation, molecular function: proton channel activity. Gene Ontology annotation, cellular component: membrane. The record is from RefSeq and is a predicted model, not a curated record. Gene Ontology annotation, biological process: proton transmembrane transport.
UUUAAAAAUUCAAAAAAAAACAAAAAAAAGGAAAAAUAAUAAUAAUUUCAAAAUAAAUAAAUUGCGAUAAUAUUUUCAAGUGAUUUUUGUAAGCCGUUUCGGAAGAUGAAAAAUGUGCAAUUAGAUUAAAAUCGAGAUUUACAUGAACGAAUGUUGAAGAGUAAAAAAAUAAAAUACAACAAAAUGCCAACAGUAACCUUCAGCAAACAAAUUUCCAUUGAUAAUAGCGAGAGCAUAGCAUUGCCUCCGAGAAAAUCCGCUUCAUUAGCUAAACUCUACCAAAAGCCGAUUUCACCGCUAACGACAACGAUUGUUCACUACACACCAAAUCCCUGUGAUAACUGCACAAACCAAAAUUUGGUUAUUAUGUCACAUCCUAUAUCGCCGUUGGUCAAAUCAUCAGAAGGUAGUAAUUUUGAAUUAGUCGAAACAUCAAACGCACGUCAAGCUCUCAUACCCAAUCCAACACCAAUGCAUCGCGAUAGUUCCGGCUUUUCGUUAGUAGUGCCAACCUUACAAGUUUCACGAAGACCAUCUGUCUUGCUGCAAGAAAUCUUAACUCGACCAUCAUUAUUAUAUGGUGGAGCUAAAAAAGAUCGUAGUCACUCAACAAAGUCUCCAUACAAUGCAGGUUCCCUCAAUGGCACCGCAACUGGUAGUACGGCAACAAUCAAUUUUCAAAAUGGUGGCACUGGAGGAAAUGACACGGGUCCUAAAGGUUAUAUGGCAAAACAAUCACUUAUCAAAAAUAGAAGACAGGGCAAUGAUGCACUUUCUGCAGCGCUAUCUGCCACUUAUUGCAAAUUACUAGUACUGCUUGGUUUCUGCUUCCCCAUAACCGAAGUGAUCUCAGAUCAAAUACCAAAUUACGUCUAUCAAGGCUUUUAUGUUUAUCUCUAUGCUGGUAGCAUCAUUUUCGUCAUAUUUCUUUAUAUAUCCGCUUUUCGAAAUCGCACAUUAUUUAAGGCACUGAAGAACUUUCAUGAAAGAAGUAGCAAUGUUCAUCUAAAACAUAAAGUAACACAUUUCGGAAGUUUCUACCUAAGAGUUGGCGCUAUUGCAUUCGCUAUUGGCACAAUGGUCUAUUCAGGCUUGGAGUUUGGACAAUUUUUUGAGUUAAAUGGCCAACCAGGCUGUCGAAAUAUAUUUGUAGCAAUCACUCCAAUCUGCCGUAUGGUGUUGUGUAUUGCACAAGUGCAGUUUAUCUUCCUUAAUACAACAUAUCUUGAUAUGGCACGUCACAAGGUGACUUCGCGUUUCGGUUUGAUGCAUAUGGUAGCAACGAAUCUGUGCGAAUGGCUUUAUGUUUUAGUUGAAGAAACAAAGCAUGAAAUUUUCCACAUCGGAUUGCAUGACGUGGAUCCGGCACAUGAUCCUGCCUUGACGAGUGGCUUCAAUGGUGGUGUUAAUUGGACUGCAAUUAAUGCCUCUCUACAUGUACCACAGCAUCAUGUUAAGGUUGGACCAGUUGUACCAGUAUCCGCACAUUUUAUAUCGAAUACAACGAAGUCAAUAAUAGCUAAUCAAACCAUUUUGUCACCUGGUCACUCGGCCAGCUGUACACGAACAAACAUUAUGGGCGCAUUAGUGCAAGAGGUUUCACCGUUCCUCUUUCCUUGCACCAUUGAGUAUUCACUUAUCUGUGCCGUUAUCUUGUAUGAAAUGUGGAAAACAGUCAAAUCUAUACCAGAUAUUGAUAAGACACGCAAGCACUCUAUUAAGCCUGCUGUACAGAAACCUGCACAUCAAUUCUCUGUAGAUUGCUCACAAUCACAUCGUGGUCUCUUUUUUGGAAUACUUGUGAUUGUAAUGACAAUUAUUUCAAUGAUAAUGUAUUUCGUUUUAUACACGCAGCCGGGAUACGAACUAAUUGCCACACAGGAAGUUACUCUGUGGGAAACAGUUAUGUAUUUGUUGUGUGGAAUAGCCGUAGUUUCAGGUUUGAUUGUGAUGCGUGAUUUAAAGUAUGUGAAUGUUUCUGGCGAAGAUCAUCAUUCCAUGGAAUUGGAUAAUCUGCUAUUAAUAGUAGCACAGACAGGUGUAUAUCUUUAUGGAAUGUUCAGCAUUAUGGGCAGUUACUUCUCAAAGUGGGACUCAGUGCCGGAUCGUAUUGAAGGUAUAAUUGCGGAAACAUUUGGCUUGGCACAAACAUCGCUGCAAACAAUGUUUAUCCUUCACGCUAGUCACCGGCGUUGUAAGGGCGCCAAGCAGCAACGCAAGAAGCCCGGCCGUGAAAUCAUCACAUUCUUACUAGUGGCAAACAUAGCAAUAUGGUUCAUAAAUACGCUGAUAAAGGGUCGUGCUGCUUUCCGCGAAACCAAUUUGAUAUUUUUUGGCGUCUGGGGUUGGACCAUCAUUACGCAUAUUGCAAUGCCAUUAGCUAUUUUCUACCGAUUUCAUUCGACAAUUUGCUUAUUUGAAGUAUGGAAAAUUUCAUACAAAGCCAAAGCACAUUGAUUUCGUUAAUAUUAUACAUUAUAUUUUAUUAAGUAAUGUUAAGUACUAAAUUAUUGCAUAGUUACG